Molecule: messenger RNA, 3903 nt
Organism: Cicer arietinum (chickpea)
Lineage: Eukaryota; Viridiplantae; Streptophyta; Magnoliopsida; Fabales; Fabaceae
Product: probable LRR receptor-like serine/threonine-protein kinase At2g16250
Biological process (GO): protein phosphorylation
Molecular function (GO): protein binding; protein kinase activity; ATP binding
Source: RefSeq, a predicted model, not a curated record
GGAGGUUUGGUGAAGGUAUGAAGUAAGGGUGGGUAUAGAGUAUAGACAAUAACAUAAACAUAAUAAAAAGAGAGUAAUGAGAAGAAGAUGCAAAGAGAAGAAGUGCAUGUGUGGGAUUAGCUGGAAUUGGCGGAAUUACCGGUGUCAAAAUUAAAACACUCACAGUGACUCACUCAGGUGCUACCUUUCUCAUUCAUUCUCUUCUCUUCUCUUCUCUUCUCUUUUCUUUUCUUUUCUUCGUAGAGAGUAACGAAGAAGAACCAGCACCCAAUCUACUUUACUUAUUCUCCUUCUUCUCUCUCUCUCUCUGACGUUCUUUUUAACCCCCCUCCCUCUCUCUAUUUUUAUUUUAUUUUUAUUUCAACCCAUCUUAUUUAUUAAUAUAUUUUCUUUCCCUUCUUUUUUAUUUUCUCCAAAUUUAAAAUUUUCUCUUUUCCCUCUGUCUUCCGUCAACUGAAGAAGAACAACAAUUUAGAGAGAGAGAGAGAGAGAGUAGGUAGAAACUCAAAUAAUAAUAAUAAACAACAAAAACCAAAUCACUCCAAGAUUUCUCAUCAAUGGAAUCACCCUUCUGAUUCAGUGAAAGAUAGAGAUUGAUGAUAAUGGUUGGAUCUUUGAGUCAUCGUUGAUUGAUAAUAAGAAAUGGUGGAUCGAAGAGGCAUAGUGUGGUUUCUGUUAUUGCUGUUUUUUCUGUGUUUUGAGGUAACAUUAGAGCAGAUUGAACCACUUAGUUCACCUAAGGAACGAGCAGCACUUCUUCAAUUAAGAACUUCUUUAGGUUUAAGAAGCAAAGAAUGGCCAAGAAAACCAGACCCUUGCUUAAUCUGGAUUGGUAUAACAUGUCAGAAUGGUCGUGUUGUUGGGAUCAACAUCUCUGGUUUUCGAAGAACUCGUAUUGGAAGAAGAAACCCUCAAUUUUCUGUUGAUGCUUUGGUUAAUUUCACUUUAUUGCAGUCUUUUAAUGCCUCUAAGUUUUACCUUCCUGGUCCAAUUCCUGAUUGGUUUGGUCUUAGUUUCAAUUCGCUUCGUGUGCUUGAUUUUCGUUAUUGUUCGAUUAUAAAUGCUAUUCCUAACACUCUUGGGAAUUUGACUAGUCUUAAUGUUCUUUAUCUUUCUGAUAACAAUCUUACUGGGAAUGUUCCUCAUAGUUUAGGUCAACUCUCGGGUCUUUCGGUUCUUGAUCUUUCUAGGAAUUCUCUUAAUGGCAUCAUACCAAUAUCUUUUGGCUUUCUUGUUAAUCUUUCUUACCUUGAUAUGUCUGGAAAUUUUUUGGCUGGUCCUGUUCCGUCGGGUUUAGGGACUCUUUCCAGGUUAAAGUAUUUGAACCUUUCUGGUAAUGACCUAAGUUCUUUGCCUGCACAAUUGGGGGGUCUUACUAGCUUGGUUGACCUUGAUCUUAGUGGGAAUUAUUUUUCUGGUGGUGUUUUUCCGGAUUUGAAAGGGUCGAGGAACUUGCGGAGAUUGAUGCUUGGAAACAGCAUGCUCAAUGGACCAUUGCCGGCAGAAUUGUUUACUGUUUCAUUGCAGUUGCAGAUCAUUGUGUUGAGGAAAAACAAUUUAACUGGUUCUUUGCCUGUUGAGUUUUGGUCUCUGCCGAGUUUGACUUUCGUUGAUGUGUCUUCCAAUAGCUUCAGUGGGUUGCUUCCGGGUUCAAGUUCUGCCGUCAAUUCUACUGUUGCGGCGCUCAAUAUUUCUCAUAACAUGUUUUAUGGAAAUCUGACACCUGUCCUCAGAAGGUUUAGUUUUGUUGAUCUUUCAAACAAUUAUUAUGAGGGAAAGGUUCUGGAUUUCAUGCAUAAUGUAUCAAUAAAUAGUAAUUGCCUACAGAACGCGACAAAUCAGAAGUCAACGGGGGAAUGUGCGUCAUUUUACAUAGAGAGGGGCCUCAGUUUUGAUGAUUUUGGACGUCCGAACACGACAAAACUCGCUACUGAAGGUUCUGGAAAGAGUAAUAAAACUAAGAUUAUAUUGGCGGGAGUCUUGGGUGGACUUGGUUUAAUUGCACUUUUGGCUUUGCUUCUGGUACUGUUUCUUUUGUGCACACGUAAGAGGGGUAAUACAAAUCAAAGGGGAAAUGGUGUGGGCCCUGCUCCGGCCGGAGGCAGUCCUCCGCCUCCUGGUGUAUUGGUAAACCUUGCAAAUGUAGGAGAGUCAUUUACGUAUCAUCAGUUGCUUCAGGCAACGGGAGAUUUCGGCGAUGCAAAUCUUAUAAAGCAUGGCCACACUGGGGAUUUCUUCAAAGGUGUUUCAGAAAAUGGGAUUCCCGUUGUCAUCAAAAGGAUUGACAUGCGAUCUAUGAAAAAGGAUGCUUACUUAUCGGAAUUGGAAUUUUUUAAUAAGGUUUCUCAUCAGAGAUUUGUUCCCUUAUUAGGUCAUUGCUUAGAAAAUGAGAAUGAGAAGUUCCUGGUUUAUAAACAUAUGCCAAAAGGUGACUUGUCUAAUUGCUUGUUCUUCAAAAACGCCACAUCUGAAGAUGGUACUUUGCAGUCAUUGGACUGGAUAACUAGGUUAAAGAUUGCUACCGGAGCAGCAGAAGCCGUAUCAUAUCUGCAUUAUGAAUGUAUUCCACCUAUCGUUCACAGAGAUAUUCAAGCGAGCAGUAUACUUCUCGAUGACAAAUAUGAAGUUCGGUUAGGAAGUUUAAGUGAAUCCUGUGUUCAAGAAGGUGAUACCCAUCAAAAUAAAAUCACCCGGUUUCUGCGAUUGCCUCAGUCCUCUGAACAAGGCGCAUCUGGUUCAUCAACAUCAGUUUGUACCUAUGACGUUUAUUGCUUUGGGAAAGUGUUACUUGAACUGGUGACUGGUAAGCUGGGAAUUAGUGCAUCCAGUGAUAGCGAAUUAAAGGAAUGGCUUGAUCAAAUUCUACCUUGCAUUAGCAUGUAUGACAAGGAGCUUGUGACAAAAAUCGUCGACCCGUCUCUGGUCUUGGACGAGGAUUUCUUAGAGGAAGUGUGGGCAAUAGCCAUUGUCGCCAGGUCUUGCCUAAACCCGAAACCUUCAAGACGACCGCCAAUGCGAUAUGUUCUCAAGGCAUUGGAAAGCCCAUUUAAAGUUGUAAGGGAAGAAAGUUUAAGUUCUGCGCGGCUUAAAGCAACCUCUUCUAGAGGCUCUUGGAAUGCUACUUUGUUUGGUAGUUGGCGUCAGAGUUCAUCUGAUGUAACAACAAUCCCGGCAACUUCUGGUACAAAGUUAGAAGGAACUAGUAGUUUGAAGCUUUCAGCAACUAGUAGUUCAUCAUCGCGGAGACGUCAUUCAAACGAGAUAUGUCCAGAGCCAUAUGGCUUACCUGAUGUAGAGAGGCUGGAGCAUGAAGGAAUAUAGGCUUAAGUUUAAAAAAAUAUCUUUUGGUAAUGAUAUAAUGCUUCUUUUAGUUCACCAAUACCCUUGUGCAUUUCUUGGGUAUCUGGAACUAAAAAGUGCUCAUUGCACAUUUUAGCAGACAAACUGACCUUGAACACAUGAUGAUACCUUUCAAAGAGGGUCAUUGUUUUUUCUUUUCAGUGGUUUUGGAUACAAACUUGUGGAGAUAGAUGUAGAGUGCGGAGAAGAACAAUUGGCAACUGCUGUGGUAGAUAUGGAUACUUCUUUGACUGCUUGUUUUGGACAGAGACAAGCUCCAUUUUUUCACCUGUAAUUGAAUUUUUUUUACCCUUUGUCCUGAGUCUUUUAGUCAAUGUACAUUUUGGAUUCGGAUCUUCUAAAUUGAGUAGAGAGUAAAAGUAAGUAAUGUCAACCGUUAAUGAGAAAAUUAAGGGUUGAUAAUUCAACAUACUUAUGAUUUUUCGUGUAUGUAUAUGUGAUAUUAACCAUUGAUUUAUUUAUCAAUUGCUGAUAUUACUUACUUUAUACUUUAAAGCAAGAAAUUCAUUUUGAGGACAUAGAUUGGUAAAUUUUAAUGUUUCA